Messenger RNA from Daphnia magna, 5081 nucleotides. RefSeq names its product unconventional myosin-Ia. The record is from RefSeq and is a predicted model, not a curated record. Gene Ontology annotation, molecular function: ATP binding; actin filament binding; microfilament motor activity. The transcript is spliced from 25 exons. NCBI's taxonomy places the organism in Eukaryota, Metazoa, Arthropoda, Branchiopoda, Diplostraca, Daphniidae. Gene Ontology annotation, cellular component: microvillus; vesicle; cytoplasm. The coding region runs from base 1033 to 4683 and encodes 1216 amino acids. Gene Ontology annotation, biological process: actin filament organization; vesicle transport along actin filament.
UUUACUUCUUGUGGCGUCUGCGUCAAUGGCGUCCAGAGCAGUGAGCAUGCGUCGACCUCGCGUUGGACUGUCGUUGUGAGAAAAAUGUGACCUAGACAUGGGCGAAACACACAGGUUCUCCUCGCGUGCACGGAUGUCAGUGUAUGUACAUAGAUCAUCGGUCGAAAAGCCGAUCAGUGGCAGCAGUAGCUAUUUAGUGAUCCAACAGUAAUAAAAGCGAUAGCAACAGAGGCAGACAUCGAACAUUUUUGCACUUGCAUUCAAGUGUGUAAGAACAAAAGUGCCGAGUGAAAGGCUGCUCAAACGCUUGCAUUAGUGUAUAGAUCUGUGCAACAUGGUUACGCCGUAAUCAGAUAUCUAUUCAAGAUGCUCUGUGUGAUCUUGGAUAACCCAAUCCACCAAUCGGUCGGUUUAACUGCUGGAUGCUGAGCCUGUGGUUCUGGUGAUUUCACCAUCAAUCGGCUGAAAUGAAUUGAUGCAACUUGUCAAUCAGGUAGUGACGGAGGUGCUGACCGACGGAAAGGGAUUUCGGUGAUUGGUGAUUGUGCGUGCGCCUGUACAGACGUGAACGUACUGGAAAGCCCCGGCCAGGCCAGUCGAGUGAAAGCUACGGGCGGGUAAAGUCCCAGUUAACGGUCGGACGGAAGCGACGACGACGACGGGGGAGGAAGGCGAACAAAAUCACACCGGAGGGCGCAUCACGGCGGUGAACCUCCUAGUGUCCAGCCGACUACCUUUGAAACGGUUUCAAAAGUGGAUUCCACCUCUUCGUCGGAUGUCGGCAGCAGCUGCGCGGACUCUGAAUGCCGAGACGUCGUUCGAGCCGGGGGGGCAUCCGCUGCUGCUCCCACUGCUCGAAGCGGACACCGACUCCUAAGUCCUGGGAGCCGGCAUCAACACAGCCCAGGAUCUUUGUCCAACGCCCUCGUUAGCUUGCCGGAAGUAGUAGAAGUUGUUGUGACGAACUCUGCUACCCAAUCGCAGCCGUCGACUCCGGAGCAGAUCGCCGCUUUACUGCCGUCAAUCCAAACGAUGUUAUCGAGGAACAAAGUGUCGCGCAACUGCAGUAGAACGCGAAUCACCGAUGCUUCUGUCGCUCCAUUUGUUGAUCCUGCGGCGGACUUGCCCGACUGUAUUUCCUUGGACCCUUUAACUGAAGACUCACUUCUGGCCAACUUGCUGUCCAGAUUUAAAAGCGAUCACAUCUAUACUUACAUAGGCAAUAUUUUGCUGUCCAUAAACCCUUACAAACCCCUGGCACAGUACACGGAACAAGCGAUCGCCGACUACAAAUUACGCACGGUCGCCAUUUCUCAGUUACCACCUCAUGUGUAUGCCCUUGCUGAUCAUGCUUGGCGGUCAUUGCGAGACUUCUACAGCGACCAAGUCAUCGUCAUUACUGGCGAGAGUGGAUCGGGCAAAACUGAAGCCUCCAAGCUCAUCUUACAAUAUUUAGGGUUUGCAACGGGGAAAUCCAAAGAACUGGAAACGGUGCGACAGCAACUUCUACUCUGCAACCCCGUCCUCGAAGCGUUUGGGAACGCUAAAUCCCUUCAUAAUGACAACUCGUCCCGUUUUGGGAAGUACAUCGAACUGGAGUUUGAUUACAAAGGAGAACCUGUUGGUGGACUCAUCACUCAUUAUUUAUUAGAAAAGUCCCGCGUAACAGUUCAGCACCCAGGCGAACGGAAUUUCCACAUUUUCUUCCAGCUGCUCGCUGGGGCUGACGUGCAACUUCUAAAAUCCCUCAAAUUACAAAGGAACACGGAAAAUUAUCUCUACUUGCGGAAUAACCAUUCAAAUCCGUCUGUUUGGCACCAGAGUGACAAGGAUGAAUUCUUCAACACCAAGAAAGCCUUGGAAUCGGUGGGGUUUUCGGCCGAGGAUAUUGUCAACAUAUUCCGGAUCGUAGCCGCCGUCUUGAAAUUAGGCAAUUUGAUAUUCACUCCGGUGAGUAAUAUCGACGGAACGGAAGGAUGCAGCAUCAACAACGACUACGAAUUGGAAGAGGUUGCGACAUUGUUGAUGAUUCCGGCAGAAGAACUUCGAAGUGCCUUGCUCUAUCGGACGUAUUCGGUCAGUUGUUCAGCAAUGGAUGCGCACGGCAUGGCCGUCGGAGGUGGCGGAGGUGCCAAUUGCUUUUCCAGGGAUUCGACUCUACCGCGCGAUUCAACAACGUCGCGCACAUUUCUCGGAAAUAAUCACCAAUCGCAUUCACAGCCUCAGCAACUCCUCUUACAGCAGCGCACCAGUCUCCUUUCCACAUCGGCUUCCAUGGUCGGCAGAGAUAUGUACCAAAUGAUGGAUGGCUGCCAUGGGUCUGACGUCGGAUUUCAAGCUGCCCUCGCUUCCAGGGCUUACCAGGACGCGAAGGAUGACUUCGUCAUGACUGACUUGAGUGCAGCCGAGGCCACAACUGGACGCGACACUCUGUGCAAGGCCCUUUAUUAUCGCCUUUUCACCUGGAUCAUUAACAGCAUUAACGAGAGAAUCAAGGUCAAGCAACACGGAAAACGACGCAUCCUGGGCGUAUUGGAUAUUUACGGCUUCGAAAAUCUGCCAGUCAACGGGUUCGAGCAGCUCAUUAUCAAUUAUUGUAACGAGAAAUUGCAGCACUACGUGACCGAGAUUGUCGUGAAAGAAGAACAAGAGAUUUACAUGCAAGAAGGCCUCGAAUGGAGUCCGAUUCUGUUUCCAGACAAUUUAGCCGUUUGCGACUUGAUCGAGAAGCAUAAUCUGGGGCUGCUAGCGAUAAUGGACGAAGAGUGCCAACGAUCGACCAACGGCUCGGACGAUGCCUUCUUAAGCAGAGUUGGACAGGUGUUUCAAGAUAAUAUUCAAAUCGAAGUGGCUUGGGGACUAUUGUCCAAGAACGCCGAUUCAACUGCCAUGAAUGCCUUCAGAUUGAAACACUACGCUGGAUGGGUGACUUACAACGUCGCAGGGUUUUUACAGAAGAACAGCGACUUGCUCGUUUGCGGCCUUUCGCAAUCCAUGUACCAAUGUGCACACCCGAUCGUCAAAGAGCUCUUCCCAGAGGGCAAUCCUCGACGAACAACGCUGAGGCGUCCGGCCACCUCGGGCAGCCAAUUCAAAAUGGCAAUUAUAGCUCUAAUGAGAAGCCUCCGGUCGAAGAACCCACAUUUUGUCCGCUGUAUCAAACCGAACGCCUUCAAACAGCCUCACCAUUUCGACGUGCAGACGAUCCAGCAGCAAAUUCGACACCUCGGCUUACUGGAAACUGCGCAAGUGAAGAAGAACGGCUUUGCCUUCCGACAGCCGUACGCCUGGUUCCUCCAACGUUACAAGAUGUUGUCAACCGUCACCUGGCCCCAUUGGGGAGGCGUUGCCAUCGAAGGUGCCGCCCGACUUUUGCGUGAUCUGCCCAUUUCAGCCACUGAAUACGCGUUCGGGCGGCGUAUGUUGUUCAUCAAAAACGAUUCGACGUUGAUGCAGUUGGAAGAUUUUCGGAGGAUCCGGUUAAACGACCUGGCCACUCUCAUACAGAAAACAUUCCGAGGCUGGGCUACUAGAUGGUUGUUUUUCAAACGAAGACAAGCCCAAAUCAAAAUCGCUGCCGCUUGGCGCCGUUACAAGGCUGAUGCUCCAUUACGGCGAAUGAGGUGGAGGCUCUCCAGUGUGAUCCUAGCCGGUUGCUGCCUUUUGUGUCUGCCUAUGUUGUUUUGUUUUCGUGUACUUGUUACCAGCUUCUCCCUUUUGCGCUUGUCUGCGCGGCGCGAAUAUUUGGAACUUCGCCAACGGCGGCGCAUGAUCGAAGCUGUACUCGUCAUCGAAAGAUCCUACAUUCAAUGGAAGAGGAGAAGAUACUUGAACCGUUUGGCGAUCCGGCUGCCUUCGACGUCGCCGACGUGCCGUGAAUGGCCCAACGUGACACUUUUCCUUCGUGACACUAAUCAGAUUCUGAAGAAACUCUAUCACGUUUGGAGAUGUCAUCGAUAUCGAAUCGGCUUUGAUCAAAUCGGUCGCAAUCGAAUGCGAGAAAAGGUGACGGCCAGUUUGCUGUUUAGAAAUCGCAAAGAAUCGUAUGCUCGCAGCGUAGCUCAUCCCUUCCAGGGCGAUUACGUCCGUCUGCGCCAAAACAGCCAAUGGCGCAAACUGGUCAACGAAACAUCAGAUCAGUACAUCGUUUUCGCCGAUAUCGUCAGCAAAAUCACUCGCUCAUCGGGCAGGUUGGUUCCAGUGCUGUUUGUCGUGUCCACCAGCUCCAUGAUGAUCCUCGACCAGCGGACGUUGAACAUCAAAUACCGAGUUCCAGCGGCUGAUAUCGUCCGCAUCUCUCUCAGUCCAUUCUUGGACGACAUAGCCGUCUUCCACGUCAAAUCAUUUGAUAACACCUCGCCGAGUGUUGCAAAUCUUCAGACGGGCUGCUUGCAUUUUCAACAGUCGUCGGAAUCGUCGGUCCUAUCUCCUUCGUUUGGCAACAAGUGGAAAGGCGACCUGGUUCUGCAGACUUGCCACGUCAUUGAACUCGUCACUAAAAUGUUCCUCGUCGUGCAGAACGCGGCCGGCAAAGCGCCCGAAGUCAACGUUCACACUGACUUCGAGGUGAGCGUCGGCCAUCAAGCAGUCGAGUUCUCUUUUCAUUGUACCGGCCCUACGGAAGUCCAGCCGGGUCACGUGCGCAUCGUUCGGCGCGGCUACCGACUCGAAGUGACUUUAUAAAUCGAUUCUUCUGCAGUUUCUGCCCUGGCCUUCGUGAUUCCAUGGCGAAGAUCGGGGGGAGACGGACUCUCUAAUUUAGCUAAAAAUAAUUUAAGGGCAAUGAGGACUACAUAUAUGACAAUUAUAUGCAAUAUACAUAUAAUAUCGAAAGUUAAUAACUAGCUAGCUAUUAAAAUCAAUUGAUUUCUCAAAGGAAUGAAGGAAAACGUUAAAGUUUUGUUGCUGCAAAUCCAUUUUUUUUGCUGCAUUCCAUUUUGGGGUGGGGUCGUGUUUAAUUCUUUGUUGUUUUCAAAAUUUUGUAUUUGUUGAAAAAGUGCUAACUUAUUGUGCUGCCGUCUCGACCUUGUUCACGCAGAGUACGUUGAAAUUUUUCAUAAGAAAACAAAGGUGAAUGAGUA